Molecule: messenger RNA, 1518 nt
Organism: Symbiodinium natans
Lineage: Eukaryota; Dinophyceae; Suessiales; Symbiodiniaceae
Source: the annotation of a GenBank genome assembly
AUGGUGGCCGGCACCAGCUCGGACAGCUCGGAUGAUGGCGCGCGGCCUUCGUCGUACUUUCCAUUCCAGGCCAAGCUGCCGUGCAAGCCUCAUCUCAUAGUUGGAGGCCUGCUGGUCUGGAGCUUGCUGGUUGGCCUCUGGUGCUUUUGGGAGUCCUGGCAGCUCUGGCGAUGCAUCGCUGCCUGGGAGCGCGUCCCGCCACGCUCCGUCCUGCAGUCUGACCGCUGCCCCUGCAGCUGCGCACAAGGGUCCAAUGACGACGUCCAUAUGCGCCGUGAGUUCGAGUUUUGCGCCGAAGGCGACGCCUGCUUCUUUGGGAAGCAGUGGUGUGCCCGAUCGGUUCCAUCCUGGGCCAGCGCUGCGACCAACCCAGUGCUGGGCCGGUGCCAGAAAGACCGUUGCGGGGGACCGCGUGGCGUGGAGAGCUUCAACAUCUCAUGCGAUCGGUCUGCUGAUCCUCCCUUUCACGUCAGCUGGCUGGUGCGGAACUUCCCCGCGAAGGUGCGGCGGAUGCUGCGUUUCGGCGCCGGUGGGCUGAACCAUCACUUGAACUCACCAGGUGGCGCUAUGGACCGGAACGGUCUCCAGGGAGUCAGCUUGACGGUCAGUGAAGAUCUCAUCGACUCCUUGAAUGCUCGUCUGGACCGCUUGUCCGUCGUUUGGCACAUUGGCUGCUGGCCCCCUGCCCGGUACCUCGUUGCCAGCGGGCAGAUGACCAUCGACUCUGGCUGGGUCCGGCUCGCAGCUGCCGGUAUCACCUUGCAGGUCGACCUUGCAAAUGUGCUGGUGACCAUCAAGAACAUGCGGGUGGAAAUUGCCUGCCCGCAAGGCAUCUUCACUCUUGAUGGCUUCGGGGAUGGCGCGCAGACCAGCAAACCAUUGACGGCUGCCUCCUUUGCAGUCGAGCAGCAGACUCGCACGUCAGGAGUUCAAUGUCGCGGUGGAUGGGGCUUGUUUUGCUGGGUGACACGCCGACUCGCACAAGCUGAAAUUGUUCGGGAAGCAUUGCCAGCCGUCUUGGUCUACAUCGUUUUGAGCUUUUCUGGUUUGGAUAUCGCACCUGGAUGCGAUGUCAGCCGGAAUUCGUUCACUUUGUUGCCGUAUGAAGACAAGGAUUGCUGUGAAGAGACAUAUCUCACUGACCACACCGGUUGCCUUGUCGGGGGACAAUUCAAUGGGAGGUUUGUGCCUGGCCAAACAUGGGCAGAGGGUGUUGAUUGCAAGUACAAUGAGGACAUCAUGGCCUUCCAAGCCAACUGCGCGUCCAUUCCUGGAAGCUAUACAGAGAAAUCGCCAGGAAUAUGUACAGAGGCUGGGUUGCCUUGGCGUGCGGCGAGAACGCCUGGCUUUGAUGGACAGAAGCUGCGGGCAGAUAUUUCGGCAGCUGUGCAAAGACUCUUGCGUGGGGAGCUGGCGAUUGUGGCAGCUGUGCUUGCCCCGUUUGUGGCAGCGGUCAUUUAUGCAGCGACGGCAUUGCAAGAUUCACAGCGGCGGGAGUGGCACAGAAUCUCUGGAUAG